Molecule: messenger RNA, 2758 nt
Organism: Thamnophis elegans (Western terrestrial garter snake)
Lineage: Eukaryota; Metazoa; Chordata; Lepidosauria; Squamata; Natricidae
Gene: TEAD1
Product: TEA domain transcription factor 1
Exons: 16
Coding region: 696-1997 (433 amino acids)
Biological process (GO): hippo signaling; embryonic organ development; regulation of transcription by RNA polymerase II
Cellular component (GO): transcription regulator complex
Molecular function (GO): RNA polymerase II cis-regulatory region sequence-specific DNA binding; DNA-binding transcription factor activity, RNA polymerase II-specific
Source: RefSeq, a predicted model, not a curated record
GCUCCUCGCGUUCAUUUCAUUCCUCUUCUCAUUCCGAACAUUCUUAGCAUCGCUCGCGCUGCACAAGCCCAUUCGAAAGCCCAGCCCGCCCUGCCGCCACCGGUUUUGGGGGCAGUAACUAAUCACUUGAAGGGCUUCAAUAAUCCCGCAAGCCAACAAGCUGUAGAGCCCAAGACGCACACACACAGUGAUUUUUUAAGGGGCAAAAAAAAAAAAAAAACAUCCAAAAAACAACCAACAAGCAAAAAAAAAACAAAAAAAAAACAACACGAAGGCUAUAGACAUUUUUAAAAGCAAGGCAAAAGUCCCCAGGGGAAGCUGGAAGAAGUUUUGAAAUUGAUUUGCACAAAAAAACAAAAAAAGAGAAAGGCUGGUGGUGUUUGCAAAGGUGGGGAGUGGAGUGGAGAACUGCUGCUGCUUAAUUGCACAUUCAAGUGGAAAAAAUUUCCGGAGUCAGCAGAAACAUUGUAUCCCAAAAAGACAACAAAGUCACAGUUCCAACAAAACGAGGAGAUUGUCCCUGGAAAACUUCCUUAGAUAUCAAAGACACAUCAAGUUAACAGAUCACUGGAAUCUUCUUGACCAGAGGGUUAAUUCUCUUAAAGCUUCCAGGCUAAGGCUUGGACCAACCAGCCACCACCAUUGAGCCCAGCAGCUGGAGCGGCAGCGAGAGUCCUGCCGAGGACAUUGAAAGAAUGAGUGAUUCUGCAGAUAAACCUAUUGACAAUGACGCAGAAGGGGUCUGGAGCCCAGAUAUUGAGCAGAGCUUUCAGGAGGCCCUAGCUAUAUAUCCCCCUUGUGGGAGGAGGAAAAUCAUAUUGUCUGAUGAAGGCAAAAUGUAUGGUAGGAAUGAACUGAUAGCCAGAUACAUCAAACUUAGGACGGGGAAGACACGGACCAGGAAGCAGGUGUCUAGUCACAUACAGGUCUUAGCCAGGAAGAAAGUUCGAGAAAUUCAAGCUGCCAUUAAGGUGUCUAGUCACAUUCAGGUUCUUGCCAGAAGGAAAUCUCGUGAUUUUCAUUCCAAGCUGAAGGUAACAAGCAUGGAUCAGACUGCAAAGGACAAAGCACUUCAGCACAUGGCAGCCAUGUCCUCCGCUCAAAUAGUGUCUGCAACAGCGAUUCACAAUAAGUUGGGUUUGCCAGGAAUUCCCCGUCCGACGUUCCCUGGAGCACCUGGAUUUUGGCCUGGGAUGCUACAAACAGGACAGCCCGGAUCUUCUCAGGACAUAAAGCCAUUCGUUCAGCAGGCCUAUCCUAUACAGCCCACAGUCACAACUCCCAUUUCAGGAUUUGAACCCACGUCAGCUCCAGCACCCUCUGUUCCAGCUUGGCAAGGUCGAUCUAUUGGAACAACUAAACUCAGACUCGUAGAAUUUUCUGCUUUUCUAGAGCAACAAAGAGAUCCAGACUCCUAUAACAAACACCUCUUUGUGCACAUUGGACAUGCCAACCACUCUUAUAGCGAUCCAUUGCUGGAGUCAGUGGACAUUCGUCAGAUUUAUGACAAAUUCCCUGAAAAGAAGGGAGGCUUGAAGGAAUUGUUUGGAAAAGGACCCCAGAAUGCCUUCUUCCUAGUAAAAUUUUGGGCGGAUUUAAAUUGCAACAUCCAAGAUGAUACAGGAGCAUUCUAUGGUGUAACUAGUCAAUAUGAAAGUUCAGAAAACAUGACAAUCACCUGUUCCACCAAAGUCUGCUCAUUUGGAAAGCAAGUGGUGGAAAAAGUAGAGACGGAAUAUGCACGGUUCGAGAAUGGUCGGUUUGUGUUUAGAAUAAAUCGCUCCCCAAUGUGUGAAUAUAUGAUCAACUUCAUCCACAAGCUCAAACAUUUACCAGAGAAAUACAUGAUGAACAGUGUGUUGGAAAACUUUACAAUUUUAUUGGUUGUAACAAACAGGGACACUCAAGAAACGCUCCUUUGCAUGGCUUGUGUAUUUGAAGUUUCAAACAGUGAACAUGGUGCACAGCAUCACAUCUACAGGCUUGUAAAGGACUGAACAGUUAUUUAUAGACACCUUUUCAAUAUGACUCCUUAUGAAAAUACAGACUGUCAACCUCAACACUAAGUGGCAGUUUUCUUUGGCUGAGCUGUCCCCAACAUUUUUCUAAACCUCAUUGGAGUGUGUUGAUAAAUAUUGUAGCUGUGAAAUUCUGGUACAGUUGUACAAAUUCUUUCUUAAAACAAAGUGUUCUUUAAAUUUAUAAAGCCACCCUUUUGGAGGGAGACUAUAUUUAAGAAUUUGUGGAAGUUUUAAUUUGUUGUAUUAGAAAAAUGUAAGACAGAGCAAUUGCCAUGGAAAAGCUUAACAGCAGUUUUAAGAAUUUAUGAGGUGUUUUGUCUAAAUUUAAAAAAUCGUGUUUCUAAGGUGCAAGAAUGAAAUGAAUUUUGACUAAGCAUAAAUUAGCACACAAAUUCUUUUUUUUUAAAGUAUCUUCAUAACUGAUUACUGUGGAAAAUACAGACGAAUGUAAAUCACUAAAUUAUUUUAUACUGCAACUCAAUUUCUGUUUGAAGCCAAAUGACAAACUUAGCCUUAAGAAAUGCCUGAUGGGAAUGGAUAGGUCCUUAAAGUAGGCAAAAUAUAUUUUUUUCUUUCCCUCUAUAUUAACUAAUAUUCUAAUUCACUGAAACUUUCAAGCAGGUAUUGCAAAGCGAGAAGACUUCCUUUCUUUUACUAAUUUUAUCUAGUGCAUUAAAAAUAUAAAAUAUUUGUACUAAUAAGGACAUUCGGCUAUUUAAUUAAAAGAUGGCUCGUUU